Messenger RNA from Manduca sexta (tobacco hornworm), 6798 nucleotides. RefSeq names its product tyrosine-protein phosphatase 10D. The transcript is spliced from 23 exons. The record is from RefSeq and is a predicted model, not a curated record. Gene Ontology annotation, molecular function: protein tyrosine phosphatase activity; protein binding. The coding region runs from base 45 to 4862 and encodes 1605 amino acids. Gene Ontology annotation, biological process: protein dephosphorylation. NCBI's taxonomy places the organism in Eukaryota, Metazoa, Arthropoda, Insecta, Lepidoptera, Sphingidae.
GAGUUAGUAACCCUGGAUCGCUAAAAUUUAUUUAAUGCGAUGACAUGAGCGCUGUUCCCACAGAGCCGAGUGAAUCAUGUGUUUGUUGCGAGCGCGCUAAUUCUCUGAGUGGUUGGAAGAGAAAGUUUUGCGAAAUGAGAGAGUUGCCUUCAGUGAUGAUGUGGAAGAGGUCAAUUGUGCAAGCUAUUGGGUGCGCACGCGCCGCCAUAGCCACAGCGCCAAUUCUGCUGCUGUUCGCGUGUUUCUGCGGCGGCGUGCAGGGCGCAGACCUGGUGAUCGAGAUCCCGGGGUCGGGCGCGGGGGAGAACGCGGACGGCGGCCACUACCGGCUCGACUACUGGCCGCGCGACGGAUACCCCGCACCCAACUACACCGUGCCCGCGCGCGCCUUCACCAUCAACUUCCAGGGGCUGCCGGGCACCAAGUACCACUUCAUGCUCUACUAUUCCAACGCCACGUUCGCUGACCUGCUCACCUGGAACCAAACCAUCAUCACAGCCCCGGAGCCGCCGACGAACCUGACGGUGACGCUGGGCCGCAACAAGCAAGCCACCAUAUCCUGGUCGCCGCCGGCGCUCGGCGACUACACCGGGUUCCGGUUUAAGGUGAUCCCGCUGACGGAGCGCGCGGAGGGCGGCGCGCGCAACAUCACGGUGGAGGGCACCAGCAACUGGACCUACCCGCUGCGGGACCUGUCGCCCGGCGCCACCUACCAGCUGCACGCCUUCACGCUGCUGCACGACAAGGAGAGCGCCGCCUACGCCUCGCGCAACUUCACCACCAAGCCCAACACGCCGGGCAAGUUCAUCGUGUGGUUCCGCAACGAGACCACGCUGCUGGUGCUGUGGCAGCCGCCCUACCCGCCCGGCGCCUACACUCACUACAAGGUAUCGAUCGUUCCGCCGGACGCGCGCGACUCGGAGCUGUACGUGGAGAAGGAGGGCGAGCCGCCGGGGCCCGCGCAGGCCGCCUUCAAGGGCCUCGUGCCGGGCCGCGCCUACAACAUCUCCGUGCAGACCGUGUCCGAGCCCGAGAUCUCCGCGCCCACCACGGCGCAGUACCGCACCGUGCCGCUGCGGCCGCGCAACGUCACCGCGCCGGCGCGCGACCUGCGCGAGACCGCCUUCCGCGUCACGUGGCUGCCGCCGCUCGACGAGAGCGAGUUCGAGAAGUACCAGGUGUCGGUGAGCAGCGCGGGCGGCGGCGCGGGCGGCGCGGCGCGGCGGCUGGCGCCGGUGGUGCGCGCGCGCGACGAGGCGCCGGCGUGCUGGUUCGACGGGCUGGAGCCGGGCGCGCACUACACCGUCACCGUCAAGACCAUGUCCGGCAAGGUCACCUCCUGGCCCGCCGCCACGGACCUCACGCUCAAGCCGCUGCCGGUGCGCGCGCUGCAGUGGCGCCACGCGGCCGGCGCAGACAGCGGCGUGGCGCUGUGGUGGGCGCCCGCCGACGGCAGCACGCAGGACCAGUACAAGGUGUCGUACCAUGAGGUGGGCCCGUCGCGCGACGACAGCAACACGCUAAUGACGGCCACCACCAACGUCACGCUCGACACGCUGCUGCCCGGACGCAACUACACCAUCACGGUGUCGGCGGUGUCGCGCGGCGUGGAGUCGAACGAGAGCGCGACGUGGGCGGCGACGCGGCCGCUGGCGCCCGUGGUGCUCGCCGAGCCGCCCGCGCCCCCCGCGCCCGCCGACCCCGCGCCGCCCGCGCUGCACCUGGCCUGGCGCUCCGACGUCACCUCGCGCCAGGACGGCUACCAGCUGCGCUACCGCCGCCGCGGCGACGCCGAAUACCGCACGCUGGAGACGCAGGACACGAACGCGACGCUGUCCGACCUGUUCCCGGGCGCGGUGUACGAGGUGCAGGUGGCGGCGGUGAGCCACGGCCUGCUCAGCGAGCGCCACACGCUCUUCAAACCAGUCCGUCCGCUGCCGGCGCAGGCGCUGUCCGUGCAGCGCGCCUCGUCCAACAGCGCCGCGGCGCGCUGGCGCGGCCCCGACCCCGCGCGCAGCGCCGUGGGCGCCUUCCUGCUGCGCUACCGCACGCUCGCCGACGACGCCUGGACCGACCUCGACCCGCUGCCGCCGCACACCGACCACGCCGAGAUCGCGAACAUGACGCACGGCGAGCGCUACAUCAUCCAGCUCGACACCGGCAGCGAGGCCGCCGCCGGCGAGACCGUCGACAGCGGCUCGCCGCUCUCCACCGAACACACCGUCCGUCCGAACCCGGUAUCGAACGUGGCGCCGCUGGUGGACACGCGCAACAUGACGCUGGAGUGGCCGCGGCCGAAGGGGCGCGUGGAGUGGUACUCGCUGCGCUGGUCGGCGACGGAGGCGGAGAGCGGCGAGGGUGGUGCCCGCAACCUCACGGCGCCGGCGGGCGCGCGCACGGUGCGGGCGCUGCUGGACGCGCUGGAGCCGGGCCGCGGGUACUCCAUCGCCAUCGCCGCGCACUCCUACAACCUCACCAGCGACCUCUUCACCAUGGACAUCCGCACGCGGCCCCUCAUCCAGUCCGAGAUGACAAUCGUUAACGAAGCGGAGGACGACGACACGCUCCCCAGCAUUAUAGUGGUGUACACGCGCACGCCGGCCACUGCGUCGCUGUUCGACGAGUACCGCUUCCGGCUAGAGGGCGCGGGCGACGAGCCGCGCGAGGCCACCCGCAAGCCCUCCGACCUGCAGCGCGUCCGCUUCGUGGCCCUCACGCCCGGCCGCCUCUACAACCUCACCAUGUGGACAGUGUCGCGCAAUGUCACCUCGCACCCAGUGCAACGGCAGGUGCGACUCUACCCGCGGCCCAUCACGCGGCUGAACGCGACGCACGUGGGCGCGCGCGAGAUCACGCUCGCCUGGGACCGCCCCGCCGGCGACUACACCGAGUUCGAGGUGCAGUACCUCGCCGCGCCCGACCAGCUGCAGACGCACACCACCGACCGGCUCUCCAUCACGCUCUCCGAGCUGCGACCCAACAGGCGCUACACGUUCACCGUGGUGGUGCGGUCGGGCACGGUGGCCACGCUGCCGACGGUGUCGCGCGCCCACAGCGCCGACGUGAGCACGCGCGAGGCGCCCCCGCCGGCGCCGCGCGGGUUCCACCCGGCGGACGCGACGCCCUCGCGGCUGUCGUUCGUGUGGGAGCUGCCGGCGGGCGAGGCGAACGGGAACCUGACGCGGUUCGUGCUGGAGUACGCGGCGGCGUCGCAGCCCGAGCGGCGCAGCCGGCUGGAGUUCGGCGCGUCGGCGCGCGCGGGCGCGGUGGCGGGGCUGUCGCCGGGCGGCACGUACGAGUUCUGGCUGCGCGCCGAGACCGGCGCGGGCGCGGGCGAGGCGGCGCACUGGACGCAGCACAUGGACAUCGCCGCGCCGCCGCGCCCGCCGCCCGCCGCGCUGCCCUCGCCCGUGCGCCGCACCGCCACCACCGUCGUCGUCAGGUUUAAGUCUGACUACUUCUCUGCGGCCAACGGCAACGUGACUGCGUACACGCUGGUGCUGUGCGAGGAGCCGCGCAACGACACGCCCGCGCGCCUGCCCUCCUGGCGCGAUGUGCAUCGCCUGCCCGUGUGGCCGCCAUACCAGGUGACGGAGCCGUACUACCCGUUCCGCUCGUCGCCGGUGGAGGAGUUCACGAUCGGCUCGGAGCGGUGCGACGGCGGCGGGCGCGAGUACUGCAACGGGCCGCUGAAGCCGGGCACACGCUACUACGUCAAGCUGCGCGCCUUCACCGCCGCCGACAAGUUCACCGACACCGCCUACACGCUCGUCACCACAGAGGUGGACAACACGGCGUGGAUCAUCGGCGCGUGCGUGGGCGCGGGCGCGGCGCUGGCGGCGGCGGGCGCGGCGUGGGCGGUGCGGCGGCGGCGCGCCACGCGCUCGGCCGGCGCGCCCGCCGCGCUGCCCGCGCCCGCCGAGCGCCCCGUGCGCGUCGCCGACUUCGUGGACCACUACCGCCUCAUGUCCGCCGACUCCGACUUCAGAUUUAGUGAAGAAUUCGAAGAGUUAAAGCACGUGGGGCGCGAGCAGCCGUGCACGGCGGCCGACUUGCCCGUCAACCGGCCCAAGAACCGCUUCACCAACAUCCUGCCGUACGACCACUCGCGCUACAAGCUGCAGCCCGUCGACGACGAGGAGGGCUCCGACUACAUCAACGCCAACUACGUGCCCGGACACAACUCCCCGCGCGAGUUCAUCGUCACGCAGGGCCCGCUGCACUGCACGCGCGACGACUUCUGGCGCAUGUGCUGGGAGUCCGGCAGCCGCGCCAUCGUGAUGCUCACGCGCUGCGUGGAGAAGGGCCGCGAGAAGUGCGACCGGUACUGGCCGUACGACACGCGCCCCGUGUACUACGGCGACAUAUCGGUGACGGCGCUCAACGAGAGCCGCUACCCCGACUGGACCGUGACCGAGCUGAUGGUGUGUCGCGGCGCGGAGCAGCGCGUGCUGAAGCACUUCCACUUCACGACGUGGCCCGACUUCGGCGUGCCGGAGCCGCCCACCACGCUCACGCGGUUCGUGCGCGCCUUCCGCGAGCGCUGCCCGCCCGACGCGCGGCCCGUGGUGGUGCACUGCAGCGCCGGCGUGGGCCGCUCCGGCACCUUCAUCACGCUCGACACGGCGCUGCAGCAGCUGGCCGCCCACGCCGAGCACCUCGACAUCUUCGGCAUGGUGCACGCCAUGCGGCGCGAGCGCGUAUGGAUGGUGCAGACGGAGCAGCAGUACAUCUGCAUCCACCAGUGCCUCGUCGCCGUGCUCGAGGGCCAGGACCUGGCCGCGCCCCCGCCCAUGCACCACCAACACCACCUCAACCCCGCCUUCGAAGACGACGAGGGAAUCGCGGAAUCCGGCAUGUGAGGCGCAUGCAUGUCCGGUGAAUCCGACUAGUCCGGCGUUUCCGGCGACGACGCGACUUUCCGUCCAUUCCGUACCUGUAACAUGCCGUGUCGUCGGCUGCCAUCGAUCUGACGCUACAAGAGGUGGUCUCAUAGCUAAUUUAUACCUUAAGCGCUUUACACCUCCCAUUAUGUUCGCUGAUUGAGUGCUGUACGAACACCUCCGUUUUUAAUGUUAAAAAAUCAUAUCAUAUAUUCGAGGAUUACAUUAGUUUACAAAAUUCGUUGUUGUCGUACCGACUCAACAGCACGAUCCUUUCGACGUGUGGCGCACGAUGCUUGUAAGCUCGAUAUCGCGCCACCAGACUCUCCCGAGUGCUCGUGUGUUUCUGACGAAAUCUCGUCUCGCACGUCACUAAACCAGGGCUUCCUUUUUGUAGUGACACGCCACGAGUCACGGCCACACGUCCAAGCGCAAGCCGACGACACCGCAAAUAAUGAUACUUAAUUACGAUGUUUAAUGUUUUACCAAGCUCACCUUUGUACAUUUGUGUUAGUAUUUGAUUAACGUAUUUUUAUAAGAAUAUUAUAUUGUAAUGAAUAAACCCGGCCCGGCCGUCUAUUGUAUAUAGUGUACUGCGGACGGCGGCGCGGCGGCGACCGCUCCCCAACCCUCGCCGCUCGUUCUGUGCGCGACUGUAUUUAUAUAACGUAUUUUGAUAUUCAUGUUGUGGUAUUUUAAAUUUUACUCUGUUCUAAUGAUAAGUGUUGACCAAUUUUUGAAUCUCGAAAUUGUACUUAAUUUGUUAUAAGAUGACUUCUUAAUGUUCACUGCUCAAACUACGAAUUUAAUUAUUGUUGAAUUGACGUCAAGCUUAAUUGAUGAAAUAUACAUAAUGUAGUAUAAUAUAUUAAUGUAGCCUGUUGACCGGCAUGACACCCGCCGAGUGACAAGGAGGCUCACUAAGUUGAGCCACAUAAAAUAUGCUAAUUAGCAUGACUACGGCCUCAUAGUGCUGCACUGACGCGGCGACACACUUUCUCACCACCCGGACCACCGCCACGACACUGCCAUUACCUUGUAUAACAUAAAAAAGUGCGUACUGUCAUACUGUUUGCCAUUCAACUGUUUUAGCCUAAAUUUUAACAAUACAUUUUGGUACCGGCUUCGGAACGUGGCGGGAUCUACGAUGAAAGUCGACUUCGCAUUUUCAAGCACUUAUAAAAAUUGACUCUGCCAUAGCUAUGCUCUCGACAAUGUGCUAAUUCAUCACUCGUACCGUGUUCAGCGAACACACUAAAUCUUCCCGAUGCCCCGCGUACUCUAACGCUACCAUCGAGACCUUCGUCUCCAACUCUUGUGGAUCCGCGCCUCGGCCGGGCUGCGACACUAGCACUGAGGAGGGCGUCGGUACCACAUACAGCCAGGAACAGAAAAGGCGCGGCGAAAGUUAAAUUAAAAACAAAAACUCGAUCUAAACAUUGAACAACAAUUCUAUCGGUGAAUUUUAUUUUAAAAUUAAAUAUUUUUUUACUAUAUGAGAAAAAGACACAUGUGAUUAAGGUAGGGUUUAUUUUUUUAUUGAAUUUAGUUUACCUACCCCCGACCCGUUUAUUAACUGACCCAUGACUUCUUGCAUUGAGUCUACACAUGCUGAAAAAUAUUAUAGCCAUUAAACAGAACAAAUGUAAGACGAGCAAUAUGGUGACAGAGAUAAACUGGAAAUAUUAUUUUAUACCAUCAAUAUUAUGUUACCUGACCUUUUGAUUACGUUUAAGUUCGCACAAUAAACAACAGUCAACAUUCCUUUAAGAAUAACUACAUAAUCCAUUCGGAUAGAUCUCGCAUUAUGAAUGCAUCAAGCUCUAUUCAGUGUCAACUGUUUGCAACUAAUGCAGGACAAUUAUAAACAUAUUAUGUUCAUAACUAACAAAAUAUAUACAUUUUAUUUUUUUAA